AUGGGGACAGUCGACUCCCAAGGGCUUGAGGCCCGUGAAAUAGUUCAUGGAGAGGGCGUGCGUAAGACGAGCCUCCUCGCCAAUUGGCGAAUCCUCGCUGUCACUUUCUAUAUCGGCAUGUCCCUGUUUGAAUAUGGCUACGACAAAGGGGCCAUUGCUGGUUUCCAGGCCAUGCCUGGCUUUCUUAUGGUGUUUGGAUAUCAGGAUCCGGACGGGAACUGGGCGAUCGAGGCCGGCCCGCAGCAAAUCAUCACCUCCUUUAUGACCUUGGGCAGCUUUAUCGGCGCCCUCGCGACCGGCUCGAUUGGGGCCCAUCUGUGCCGUCGGUACUGCCUCAUGCUCGCCUCGGUCUUCUUGAUUGUGGCCGUGGUGAUCAUGGUCGAGACCACCUCCUUCGGGGCGCUCUACUUUGCUCGGCUUCUCUGCGGUCUGGCGAACGGGGUGCUGAUGAAUUUCGCCUUUGUCUACCUCCAGGAGUGUGCUCCCCCACAUCUGCGGGGGCUCUGUUUUGGCAUGGCUGCCUUCUGGAUCACGUUUGGCACCACGAUCGGCAUGGUGGUCAACAAUGAAACGGCCGAGAUCAUGAAUCGACAGGCAUAUCAGAUCCCGCUCUAUGUCUGUUUCCCCGUCCCAGCGCUGCUGCUCCUGAGUCUGCCCUUCCUUCCGGAAUCCCCCCGGUGGCUGCUUCAUCACCACCGUCCCGAGGAGGCACUUCAGAGCUUACGGUUCUUCCGCCACGGGGCCUAUGACGAGGUGGCCGUACUACAAGAGUUUGAGGAGAUGAAAAGUGUUGCCGCCCGAGAGGCCGAAAGCACGAAAGACUGGCGGUUGAUCCUUGAAUUAUUCCAGGGGACCAACCUGCGCAGGACCAUCAUAUGCAUCGGGGUCACGUCGGCCAACGCCGGCGUGGGCGCGAUGUUCAUUCUCAGCUUCGGCACUUACUUCUUCUCUAUUGCCAAGGUCGGCGAACCCUUCAUGUGGACCAUAAUCACGAACUGCCUGGGUCUGGCGGGCCUCAUCCUGUCAUGGUUUCUGGUGCAACGGGUCGGACACCGACGCCUCAUCCUGGCGGGCUGCAGCAUCUGCAGCGUCUCCAUGGUCAUCAUUGCCAUUGUGUACACCGUACCCAACCUCCCCGCCCAUCAGGCUGGCAUUGGCAUGGUUGUGGCCUGCAGUCUCUACCUGUUCGGCUUCAACCUGGGGAUGGAGUCGUACACAUUCCUGACCUCCGGCGAGCUUCCGGCCCAAAAGCUCCGUGCCUACACCCAGGGACUGUCGGUGGGCGUCAGCUUUAUCCUCGCCUGGUUGUGCACCUUCACCACCCCCUACUUCAUCAACCCGACGGAACUCAACUGGGGACCCAAGUAUGCUUGGAUUUGGUUUGUGAGCGCCCUGAUCGCCACGGUCUUUAUCUACCUGAUGCUUCCCGAUGUCAAUGGACGCAGUCUGGAGGAGAUCGACGAGAUGUUCCGGAAUCGCGUCCCCACGCGGGGCUUCAAAACGUAUGUCUGUCUGGAGAUUGAGCAGGCUCGAUCUCGAGGAACGAAACAAGCCGUUGGUGAGGACAUGGAGCUGGAUCGAAAGGAUAGGCCGGUCGGACAGCAUAUUGAGAAUGCCUAA
Molecule: messenger RNA, 1620 nt
Organism: Aspergillus campestris IBT 28561
Lineage: Eukaryota; Fungi; Ascomycota; Eurotiomycetes; Eurotiales; Aspergillaceae
Product: general substrate transporter
Exons: 4
Coding region: 1-1620 (539 amino acids)
Biological process (GO): transmembrane transport; carbohydrate transport
Cellular component (GO): membrane
Molecular function (GO): carbohydrate:proton symporter activity
Source: RefSeq, a predicted model, not a curated record